Gamsiella multidivaricata is the source of this 4043-nucleotide messenger RNA. RefSeq lists its product as uncharacterized. The coding region runs from base 93 to 3962 and encodes 1289 amino acids. The record is from RefSeq and is a predicted model, not a curated record. NCBI's taxonomy places the organism in Eukaryota, Fungi, Mortierellomycota, Mortierellomycetes, Mortierellales, Mortierellaceae. Gene Ontology annotation, molecular function: oxidoreductase activity, acting on CH-OH group of donors. The transcript is spliced from 5 exons.
AUCCCAUCCUCUCAUUGUCUUCCUCCUCAUUCGUUUCUCUAUUUCUUUUUUCUGGUACUUGCAUUAAAAUAAAAUCAUAUACCCCUGGAGACAUGCCUGGCCACAAGAACCGCCCCCCAAGGCUCAGCCUCCCCUUGACAAAGCUCAAGAGCCAUUACGAUGUUAUCGUUGUCGGAUCCGGCUACGGUGCCUCAAUUGCUGCCUCGCGUCUCGCCCGUGCUGGCAAACGUGUUUGUAUUCUCGAGCGAGGCGAGGAGCGUUGGCCUGGCGAGUACCCCGAGGACACCCUCAAGGCUGCAUCCGAGGUUCAGUUCAAUGGCGAGCAUGGUCAUGAGGGCAAGAAGACGGGUCUCUACGAAAUCCACAAGAACAAGGACCAAUGGGCAUUCGUCGCCUGCGGUCUCGGAGGAACAUCGCUGUUGAACGCCAACACAGCCCUCAGGCCCGAGCCGCGCAUCUGGGACCAGGAUGCGUGGCCCGAGGAGAUCAACAAGGAUAAAGAGCUCCUGGAGCAGUCGUUUCAACAUGCUAUUGACAUGCUGCAGCCGACUCCCUACCCAGAGGAUUGGCCUGUCCUGCCAAAGCUCGCCACCCUGGAGGCCCAGGCCAAGGGCGCAGGAGUCCACGACAAGUUUGUGCGUCCACCAAUCACCGUGCACUUCAGGGAAGCGCUCAACCCCGCGGGAGUCUUCCAAAAGCCAAGCACCCUCACGGGUAACGACACCACAGGAAUCAACGACUGGAGCAAAAACACCACCCUCAUGAACUAUAUCCCUGACGCAUGGAACCACGGCGCCGAGAUCUUCACCUGCUGCAAUGUCGUCCGUGUCGAGAGAUCUAACACGAAACCUAACCAGCCGGCGCCCUAUGUCGUCUAUUUUGAGUGGCAGGAGCCGAAUCGUGAGGUCUUCUUGCACGGACAUGGGUCCUCCAUCGCACCCAUGUUCGUCACAGCCGAUAUCGUUGUUCUUGGAGCCGGAGCAUUGGGGUCAACGGAGAUCUUGUUACGGUCAAAUAGGUCUGGACUGCAGACAUCGGAUCAACUGGGCAAGCGCUUUAGCGGAAACGGCGACUUCCUUGCAUUUUCCUAUAAUGGCGAGACCCUCGUCAACGGAGUUUCAAUGGGAGAUGAAGACCCCAAGAAGUUCGAGAACAAGGUCGGCCCCGUCAUCACAGGGCUCAUCGACUACCGCGACACACCCAAUGUCAUGGAUGGAUAUGUGGUCGAGGAAGGUGCUAUCCCUGCCCAGGCUGCACUGCUCCUGAGAACCAUCUACCAGUUCAUGAGCGAGAAAUCAAGCAAGUCGAUCAAGACCGCCCAGGAUUUAUCCUUCCAGGAAAAGAUUGGUAGAAACGCACGCGAGCUGUCGUCUUAUGUCGCUGGCGUGUAUAGAGGAGCCAUGGCCAACACACAGACAUUUUUAGUCAUGUCUCACGAUGAAGCUCGCGGUGAAUUGAGCCUUCAGGACGAUCGCGUUCGUAUCAACUGGCCCGGCAUUGGGACCACCCGCAACUUUUCGCGACUUGAUCCGCUGUUGGAGACCUUGGCGGAGGCUGUUCGCGGAACCUAUGUUCGUGACCCAUUGACUUCGGCCACAGAGGAUGCUGUGGUCACUGUCCAUCCUAUCGGAGGCUGCAGUAUCGGUCGUACGGGCGCUGAAGGCGUCAUCAACCACAAGGGUCAGGUCUUUGCCGGUCAGGGCGACGAGGUUUACGAAGGCUUCUAUGUUAUGGAUGGCGCUGUCAUGCCUAUGUCCUUGGGUGUCAACCCCUUCUUGACUAUCUCAGCCCUUGCAGAACGCGCAUGUACUCUGUUGGCCCGCGAUCGCGGCUGGACAAUCAAGUAUGAACCCACCACGCAGCCUAUCGAUUUUAAGACGCCGCAGUUCCCCAUUCCGUACAACGAACACGAGACGGAAGCUUAUGCGUGGGCGCAAAAGCUCAGAAAGUCGGCCCUGAAGGACGUUGCAGAAGCGGAGGGCGAAGUUCGUGGUCUGAUUGUCACGGAGCACUUCCCUGGUGACAGCAGCGACUCUUCAAGCGAUUCUGAUGACGGGGCUAAACCAAGCAGAGUACUUCCCUCUGUUUUCUCGUCCUGGGGCAAGUCGUCUGAGAAGGCGGAGCUGAAAAAGAAGGCAGGAGUCAGCUUCACAGAGUUACUUAAGGGACACCUUUCGACUGUGAUUUUGACUGAGGACUUUGAGACCGCCGAUAACCAGGCCAGAUCUGCUGGUUCGACCAUGAACAUGGUGUUGACGCUCUCUACAGGACCCAUCGAGGAGUUCUUGAAGAGGACUGAUCAUCGCGCCAGGAUCGUCGGAACGGUUUCCUGCAGAGCCCUGUCUGACCAGCCCAUGAUGAUCGAGACUGGUGUGUUUACGGUUUUCACUGGCACAGAGGACGACCCUGCGGACGAGUGCGCGAUCCUGUACAAGAUGAUCCUUCUUUGCGCCUCUGGCGACCGCUACCUAUUCGAGGGUCGCAAGCCCAUUUCAACUGGUCAUGUCCUGGAGGGCUGGAUCAAGCCCUCACGCAUCCUUGUGACAGUGUACAAGAUUGAGGAUGGCGCUGAAAAGGUCGUUGGACGGGGCAAGCUGGGCGAGCGCGAUGGCGACUUUUUCAGCCAGAUUUCGGCACUCCGCGGCGACACAACCAGUGUUACAGCUAACUUGAGGGCUAUCAAGGAAUUUGGUGUGUCGACGAUCAGCGCUACCGUCAAGACUUACUUGCCCUUCUUGAACGACCUCAAAUAUCCAGAGGAUACGCAUACUCGUAAGACCUUCCCACGCCAGCGUCCAGAAGCACAAGUGUUUGAGGUUGUCUCCUCUGAUGGCUUCCACACUCGCUUGACCCGCUACAGGGGCAAGAAGGGACCCGUUCUUCUGCUGCAUGGCGCCUCGGUCAGCUCGGAGAUAUUCGCCACCAAUUUGAUCCCUCACAACCUCUGCGACUUCCUCUUGGCUCACGAUUACGACGUCUGGCUGUCCGACUGGCGCAUGUCCGUCCUUGUUAAGGACUCUCGUCGCCAAUCUCCCGUCUAUGGUGGCGCCCACGACCAUGCCGCUGCGGUCAAGGUCAUCUUGAAAGAGACUGGCGUUAAGAACAUCCAAGUUGUUGCUCACUGUGUUGGAUCGGUCACCCUGUGGGCCGGUAUGCUGAACGGAGAGAUCGAGGGUGUUGGAUCCGUCGUUUCCUCUCAAGUUGCUACCCAUCCUCUGGUCACGGUCGCCAACAGAAUCAAGCAGAACUUGCAGCUUGUGCCGUUGUUCGAGAAGGUGCUGCGACAGGAUGAGUUCGAUUGCGUUACUCAUUCGGGUUCUGCAUCAUCCUCGGAUAAUGAAGACGCGAAGCCAGCGGAGGCCAAUAAGCCAGCGGAAGCCAACAAGCCAGCAGCGGGCAAGGUGACCCUGUUGGAUCGCGCGGUUGAUAAUGCAUUGCGUUUCAUGCCCAUGCCUCUGCACGAGUACUGCAACAAUGCUGUUUGCCACCGCGCCUCUUUCUGCUUUGGACUACUCUGGGAACACGACAAGCUGUCGAAGAACUUCCACGACAACCUGGACGAAAUCCUGGGCUCCAUCAACAUUGAGUCGUUGAGGGGAUUAGUGAUGGGGUGGUGCAAGCAGCAGACACUGAUGGACACGGAGGGCAAGAAUCUGGUGACGGAGGAGAACUUGAAGAAGGCCUUUGAAAACGUCCCUGUGCUCCUGAUCCAUGGUGCAAAGAAUCAGGUGUUCGUCCCCGAGUCGACCUUGAAGACUGUUGAGAAGCUCAGGGAUCUGUUGCCGAUGACGAAUAUGGCAUCCGACUACAAGGGGAUGUAUAGGAGAGAGGUGAUUCCGGGCUAUGGUCACUUGGACUGCAUUGUCGGCGACAGGGCGUACAAGGAUGUGUACCCAUUCAUCCUCGACCACCUCGAGUCGCAUCUGAAGACCACUGGUUACGAGGCUUCCCGAGAGGAAUAGAGGAUCCAACUGUAAAAAGAAGAGAACAAGGAAUAGUGUAUAACCUCAGAAGAUCGGAAUAAAAAAAGCUGUGAAUCGUCG